GGGCACCGGAUCCCUGUCCUUCGGGAAGUGACGCCUUCAUCGUUCAGGAGCCACCCUGAGCAGCUAGCACCGCACAGACUGCAGACCGGGAUCUUUGCUGCAAACAAUGUGCUUAUUUGCACAAUCAUGAUGACUGCGGAUUUACUGUGUUAAAUGAAAAUUGCUAACAAUUCAGUGGAUGCUUACCGUACAGAAUGUUCUGAGCACCAUUAAAUGCUUUUCAACACAUUGUUGGCAAAACUCUGACCCUACCGUGAAGAAAUUUGGCAAAAUGACUAGCGUGUUUGUGUACGGCACUCUCAAGCAAGGCCAGCCCAACCACCACUACAUGAUCAGUGGAAAUAAGGGGAGGGGGAGGUCUUGCGGCAGUGGCGUUACAGUUGAAAAGUAUCCGCUAGUCGUCGCAGGAAAAUUUAAUAUCCCCUUUUUGCUGAACGAACCAGGAUCGGGACAUCAUGUCACUGGGGAUAUUUACACCGUUGAUUCUCAACUGCUGCAAUUCUUAGAUGAAUUUGAAGGUUGCCCAGAAAUGUACCAGCGCAAGCAGGUGAAGAUCCGCACGGUGGAGUGGAAAGCUACGGACAAGAGGCUGUGCGUUCAGCCCGAUGCCGAUGGAAUGCUCCCGUGCUUUGUGUACUGCACCAGUACAUAUGACAGAGAGUGGUUAAAGCUUCCUUUCCACAGCACCUAUGAUGCCUUCGGGAAGUUAGGGCAGCCAAAAUACGUCAUACGUGACUGUAGGUAAAUAGAAGCGCUAUUGAAGAUGAUGGCUCGACAUGUUAGAUUUUCAAUCUUGAUUCAUUUAUACAAAUAAUUCUGUCAAUUAUGUCUCAAGUUUAUUAAAUUUUAUUCCACACCAAA
Messenger RNA from Leucoraja erinaceus (little skate), 861 nucleotides. RefSeq names its product gamma-glutamylaminecyclotransferase-like. The coding region runs from base 179 to 745 and encodes 188 amino acids. Gene Ontology annotation, molecular function: gamma-glutamylaminecyclotransferase activity. The transcript has 3 exons. The record is from RefSeq and is a predicted model, not a curated record. Lineage: Eukaryota; Metazoa; Chordata; Chondrichthyes; Rajiformes; Rajidae.